This is a messenger RNA of Cylicocyclus nassatus, 1410 nucleotides long. NCBI's taxonomy places the organism in Eukaryota, Metazoa, Nematoda, Chromadorea, Rhabditida, Strongylidae. The record is from the annotation of a GenBank genome assembly.
AUGAUGCUCGCUGAUCCUACCAAUCCAGAACCAUCUCUGGUAGUCCAUGUUCGAAACUUGAACCCAAGAGCAACAGAAGCAGAUCUUAUAGAAGCUCUUGAAACAUUUGGUUUGAUUGCUUAUGUGGCAAUCAUACCAGCUCAGAAGAUGGCCCUGGUUGAAUUCGAAGACAUCGAAGCUGCCAGAGCCUGCGUCACAUUCGCGUCUUCGAACUUCAUUUUUGUUGCUGGCUAUGCAGCAUUAUUCAACUACUCCACUUCGCAAAAUAUUCAGCGACAUGGCUUCGAAUCGGAAAGCCCCUGCAAGGUGUUGGUUAUAACCGUAUACAAUGCUCAAUAUCCAAUCGAUGUCCACGUCAUUCAUCAAAUUUGUGAGCCUCAUGGGAAAGUCCUAAGAAUUGCUAUAGUGCGAAAGUCCCUGAUGCAAGCAUUGGUAGAGUUUGAAAAUGCUGAGAUCGCCAGAAAAGUGAAGCAUGCCAUCAGUGGUGCCGAUAUCUAUUCAGGAUGUUGUACGCUCAAAGUCGAGUUUGCGAAGCCAGACCAUAUCAAGGUGACACGUCAAGACAACGACCAAUUUGAUUUUACUUUGCCCUACGAUAGCAGCAGUCACAAUUAUGAACACCGGCAGCGCAAAACUCUCCUUCCAGGCGGAGGACCAUCUCCAUGUCCAGGAAAUGGACUAGACUACGGCAGUCGUAAUGGUUACAACAAGCCAUAUGCAUCUGGAGGAUCAGUUGGAUGUGUGCUCAUGGUCUAUGGAAUUGAACGAGAGAAAAUUAAUUGUCAAAUGCUGUUCAACUUAUUUUGCCAGUACGGCAAUGUUUUGAGGAUCAAAUUUAUGGCUGCUAAGAAGGACACGGCUAUGGCUGAGCUAGGGACAUCAAUGGCUGUGACAGACGUUCUGCACUUCCUACAAGGAGCUUCGCUGUUUGGGCUCAGUUUACAGUUGGAAUUGAGCAGACAAACCUGUAUCAGGGACGAUCCCAACCCCUUUGAUAUGCCGGAUGGCUCUCCAUCAUUCCGCGAUUUUUCAAUGUCUGCACUCCAACGUUUCUCGACUCCCGCUGCUGCAGCACGAAACCGUCUCAUUUUUCCAACAAACAUCCUUCACUGGUAUAACGCUCCUGUGAAUAUGGACGAAGCUAAGAUCAGACAACUGUUUGCGGAAAAAAAUGCACCAGAACCCAAGUCAGUCACUGUUUUCACGGGUCGUAGUGAGAGAUCUUCAUCUGGAAUCGUAGAAAUGAAAACCAUUGAGCAAUCGAAUGAAGCGCUUGCUCUUUUGAAUCAUACUCCUGUUAUGAGCCCACUUAACAAGAUGCCCUACAUUAUCAAGCUGGCCUACGCUACACUACACAAGCGCAGUGGGGUGAGCAUAAAGGAGGAAAUAUAACGCCGAUCUGCAAAGAGC